AUAAUUAGAAACGGAUAUAGUAAGGUUUCAAAAAUUGAAGACCCAUUCAAUUUGUCGGCGGAGUGCAUUGGACAAGGACGAGUCUACUUUUUUCCUCUCAUUCCAACUCAUUGUCAUCUGAAAAAACUCAGGAUAAUUGGUUAAGACUGCAUCAACUAAACAAAAUUUGAUCAUAUUGGGGAAAAUGGGGGCACAUGUAAAAUGGGAUGAGGCAAAUCUGGAAGAAAUUGAGGCAAAUAAGCCAGUGAGGCAGAAAAUAACUGAACCAAAGACACCAUUUCACCGUUCGAUCGACGAUGAUGAUGGAUCUCCAUCUCCGUGGGAUACUAUUGAGGAGGCCAGUGCAUUUGAUGAAGCUUCUUCCAGUGAAAAUAAAUCCCGACAGUCUGGCUGGCCAUCUUCUGACGAUGAGGCUGAUAUCAUGGACCAAGAUGACGAAGAUUCUGGUUCAGAAAGGAGCAGGAGCUUUAGGGAGCAAAGACGAGCACACUAUGACGAAUAUAGGAAAAUCAAAGAACUGCGUAGAGAGGGCUCUUCUCUUGAAGGAGCAUCCGACGAUGAGGUUGAGGAUCUUGAGAAAAGGGAUGGUAGGUCUAAUACAUCAUCGUCAUUGACAUCUGCUGUUGAGGGCAUUGACAUUUCGGAAGGAAGCACAGACGAUUCUAAAUAGUCCUCCACGCCAGCCAAUCGAACAAGGAUUGUCCUGAGUAAGUACAUGUUUUUUCUAAGAAGGUUGUUAUAACAACCUACUGUUCUGUUCUUCAUAUGUUCACUUUUUCUUGUACUGUUAUAAACUAUAGAAUUGUUGUAACACAACACUUUGGAGCCACAAGUAAGUUUCUUGAAUGUAUUCAAGUUUGUGUACUUUUGUAAACUAUAGAGUUUCUAAAGUACAACAUUUUACAGUCAUUUUUCA
Solanum lycopersicum (tomato) is the source of this 916-nucleotide messenger RNA. Its product is annotated as protein phosphatase inhibitor 2. Gene Ontology annotation, biological process: regulation of signal transduction. Gene Ontology annotation, molecular function: protein phosphatase inhibitor activity. Lineage: Eukaryota; Viridiplantae; Streptophyta; Magnoliopsida; Solanales; Solanaceae. The record is from RefSeq and is a predicted model, not a curated record.